UGUCGUCUGCUCGUCUGCUGAUCCCGUCACUCCUGGUGAUUCCUGGUUCCUGGUCGUUCCUGCCUCGGAGAUGUCACGGAAGGUCGUGGCCCUCGUUCACCUUUGGCCGGUGCAGUUCCGUUAAUUUGAAGGAGGAGCCUCAAAAUUAAACGAAGAUCAAUAAUAAUAAUUCUACGCGAACCGUGUCGCCGAACAAUAGAUAACCUUCAAUGUCGUGCGUUUCGAAAUAAUUUGAAAUGUGUGUAAAGAUCAAUCCGCAUCCGAGGAAGAAAACUGGUCUUUUCUAUCGAUAUGGAUAUGUACUCUUAAUGCUCGCAUGCAUGAUAUUUGCGACUAUUCAACCGCAUAUUGGCGGAACGAAUGGUCUGAUCAACGGUAACUUUAUUAUUCGCUAUUUCGCUGUGCCUUUAACGUACUUGGAAGCUGGAUUAUUAUGCGAUCCCAAAUCUCUUUACUCGACGCUGAAGAACGGCUAUCUUCUGACAUUUGUGAUGGUUUUCGUGUACAUUUUGAUGCCCUCUCUAGCACGACUCGGGACGUAUCUGUUGAUGACCUAUGCGAAAGUUAAUGUGUGGCUACUCAAAGGAAUGGAGGUCCUUUACUGCAUGCCACCGCCAUUCAGUACGGGACUUGCCUUGUGCCGUUUGGCACAGGCUGAUUUGCCCACGAGCGUAAUUACCACCCUCGUUUCGCACUUUGGAGGAUUAUUCUUAUCUCCUAUUUUACUAUAUCUAAUGUUAGGGACAUCUACUCCACCACUAGUCGGAAUUAACAUCAGAGAGACUAUAUACAGCACGCUUAUUCCAUUGGGGACGGGUAUCGUUCUACGGGCAUUCGUACUGAAAAACAGAUGCUUGAACGUUAAUACGAGUUGGUUUUCCCAAGGUUUGUUGCUAGCAAUAGCGUAUCACUGGUUUUGCGACGCCGUACUGGCAGAUGCUUCAUCAUUGCAAGCGGUGGAUAUACUGUUCUGCGUACUCAUCACAUGCCUGGGCCAGCUCCUUCUUAGUAGUCUAUGCUGGAUCUUGUGCUCCCAGUGGUUGCCGCGGGAUAUUCUUCUGGCUGCGUUAUUUACCAGCACUCACAAAUCCGUUAGUCUCGGCGGUUGGAUCUUGCGUGGAGCGUAUCACGGCUCAGCUCAUGGGCCAGCAGUGAAUUUGCCAUUAACGAUAUUACCCGUUGCACAAUUGUUGUUAGGUAGUUUGUUAGCCAGCUGGCUGGCUCCAUAA
Messenger RNA from Temnothorax curvispinosus, 1229 nucleotides. Its product is annotated as sodium/bile acid cotransporter 7-like. Gene Ontology annotation, cellular component: plasma membrane. The transcript has 6 exons. Bases 237 to 1229 code for a protein of 330 amino acids. NCBI's taxonomy places the organism in Eukaryota, Metazoa, Arthropoda, Insecta, Hymenoptera, Formicidae. The record is from RefSeq and is a predicted model, not a curated record.